AUGUCACAAAAAACAAAGAAAGUUGGAAUAGUUGGAAAAUACGGAGUCAGAUACGGAGUGUCUCUUCGUAAGAGAGUGAAGGUGUCAGAAAUCACCCAGCACGCAAAAUACACAUGCGACUUCUGCGGAAAGAAGAACGUAAAGAGAGAAGUAGUUGGCGUCUGGAAGUGCAAAUCAUGCAAUGUCGUAGUAGCUGGCGGUGCUUACAACAUCGUAACAGUUGCAGGACAGUCUGCAAAGAGUCAGAACCAGAGAUUGAAAGAGCUUACACAGAACUAA
Molecule: messenger RNA, 279 nt
Organism: Nematocida minor
Lineage: Eukaryota; Fungi; Microsporidia
Product: large subunit ribosomal protein L37Ae
Exons: 1
Coding region: 1-279 (92 amino acids)
Biological process (GO): translation
Cellular component (GO): ribosome
Molecular function (GO): structural constituent of ribosome
Source: RefSeq, a predicted model, not a curated record